Molecule: messenger RNA, 1173 nt
Organism: Cadophora gregata
Lineage: Eukaryota; Fungi; Ascomycota; Leotiomycetes; Helotiales; Ploettnerulaceae
Exons: 3
Coding region: 320-898 (192 amino acids)
Biological process (GO): protein targeting to ER
Cellular component (GO): mitochondrion; endoplasmic reticulum
Source: RefSeq, a predicted model, not a curated record
GGCGAGGCUGCGAGGCAGUUGGAACUUGGAAGGCUCUUGAAGCACAGGGCAGGCGCGCAGGGCAGGUUUUAGAGCGAGCCAAACGCCUGUACUUCCGUACAGUAGCAAGCGAAGCGCUAGCCAAAUCAGGCAUGACGUGCAGGCGACCUCGACUCUGGACAGCUUUCUUUUUACGUUCGUGCUCAAUUUCUGGAAUUUAACUCCAAAAGAACGCAGACAAGCUCUCUAACAUCAACUUUUGGUCGCAUUAAUUCCAGACCUCGACUCAGUAUUACAACCUCAAACUCUUCAUUCUCUGAUAUACCCCGAAUCCGACACAAUGGCCAUCAGUCCCCAAAUCACCAACUUGGUGAUCAUCCUGGUGAUGAUGCAAGUCUCUAAGAAGAUCCCUAUGGAUGACCCCAGCGUUCUCAACAUGAUCCGCGCCGGCUAUAUCCUAUCGAAUGUUAUUAUCACCUCCGUCUAUGCUUACGUGCAUCUUCAGAUCAACAAGAAGAAGGAUAUGACCACCCUCAAGUAUGUCGAGCAACCGCAAAUGGGAUCCACCGAGGAGCCAAAGCUCAUCACCACCACCGUCCACGCAUAUGAUGUCUCCCAAAUGAAGGCACUCUACAAGGCACAACUUAUGGGCGUUGGAAUGAUGGGCGUCAUGCAUCUUUACUUCAAGUACACCAACCCACUCGUUAUUCAAUCCAUCAUUCCCCUAAAGGGCGCAUUCGAGGGCAACAUGAUCAAGAUCCACUUGUUCGGACAGCCAGCGACUGGAGAGCUGAAGCGACCUUUCAAGGCCCCAGCUGGAUUGAUGAGCGGUCUCCAGGGGGGAGCUGCCCAGGCACAGGACAAGAAGUCGAUUGCCGCCGCAGAGAAGGCCGGCCGUGGUGGUGUCAAGGACGAGUAGAUGGAUAUCUCUCGGUACGUUCUGCAUUACUAGGUAGACGCUUUUUGUAUGCAUAGGGUUGGGUCGGUAACAGGACUUUGGUCUAGGGUUGAUAGCAGGGGAUAGAUUGGGCUGUCGUAGAGAGAACCACAAACGUGUACUUCCACUGUACACUUCUAGCGAGUAUCCAAACCUUCAAUAAUCACUUAAAAGGCAACGAACACGUACGAGAUUGUGUAUAAGCAAAUUGUCGCCUGUUAUAAUUAGGCCGUCAGUGCAGCAUGAUACAAGAAGGU